Sapajus apella (tufted capuchin) is the source of this 4047-nucleotide messenger RNA. RefSeq names its product collagen alpha-1(II) chain-like. Lineage: Eukaryota; Metazoa; Chordata; Mammalia; Primates; Cebidae. The transcript has 3 exons. Bases 1 to 2274 code for a protein of 757 amino acids. The record is from RefSeq and is a predicted model, not a curated record.
AUGGAAUAUGUGACAACUCCAAGUGUUGCGCAGCCAAAGCACACACGGGCAGAACGGCGAGACUCACCUGAGCACAGGGCUGUAGGGGCUGCGAGAGCGGCGCCAGCUGCUGCUGCUGUAGGGACUGGGGGACACGUCGCCGCCCCGCUCAUAGGAGCUGUGGCGGCUGUAGCUGGGGGAGCGGCGGCGGCUGUAGGGGCUCGGGGAGCGCGGCAGCCGCCGGGAAUAAGGGCUGCUGCCACCUCCUGCUGGGCUGGGGGACUUGCGGCUCCUCAGGCUCUGAGAGGCCCUGUGGGACACCGGGCUGUCGUCCCGGCCUCCCAGCGGGCUCAGAGACCGCCGCCGCCUGUAGGCCUUGGGCUCGGUCUUGUCCUCCCGGUAGGCCUUGGGCGGCUCCUUGUAGGCCGAAGGCGGCUCCUUGGACGACUUAGUCCGGCUGCGGUGGACCUUCGAGUCCCGGUCCUUGCGGCUGCUACUGCUGCUGGACGUGGCCGAGGCGCUUUUCCGGCGGCCACCGCUGCUGCUGCUGCUGCCGCUCUUGGCGGCCUCGGCCCGUUCCUCGCCGCUGUGGCUGUGGCGGCUGCGGGACUUAGAGGCCUCGCUGCCGCCGCGCUGCCCAUCCCGCCGCCGGUGCUCGCGGUGGCGCUCCUUGCUUCGACCGCUGCUGCUGCGGCGGUCCCGGCGGGCAAGAGGAGGAGGCCGCGGCGGCGGCGGCUGCGGCGGCGGCCGUGCCGGGAGCAGCCAGGAAGAGCAGAGGCGGCGGGGGCGGCGGCGGUUGCAGGAGCUGCGGCUGCAGGAGCGGCAACAGCAGUGGCGGCUGCUGAGGGGACAGGAAUCGCCUCCGCUUGCGGCGUUCCUCCAACUUCUUCUCCGCCCAGCUCAGACCCCCGCCUCCCCCCAGCGCCGUGUCCGAGCUGCUCGGCAUCGCCUAGAGCCCGCCGCAGAGCGCGGCGCGGGUGCGGCCUCCUCCCGGGUCAGACCCUGGCCAUCUCCCCCGCCGGAAACGGGAGCGGCGGCGGAGGGACACCGAGCACCAGGGCCGGCCGGGAGACGCGCCACGAUAAUCCGGGUCGGGACUCGAGUCCCUGGAUUCCAGGUCACAGUGGGGUACGCAGCGGCCUCCGGGCCUCAGGGAAGCAGGAAUCCAGGCGGCGGAGCUCCCGAUCGCGCUCGUCGUCCUAUUCGCGGCAACGAAAACACCAGAUGCGCCGGGCGCUGACCUGCUGGGCAGUCCCGAGUCCUCCAAGUGCCCCCGGGGGUGGGGGAGCGGCCUCGGCCGCGCUCUCGGCUCGGGCAGCGCAACGCGGAAGUACCACCUUCGUCUCCGCUUCACUCCAUCGCGCCCUGACGUUGGGUGCGAGUUCAGGGGAGGGGAGUGGGCGAGACAACAGCACGCCUCCACCGCCUCCUCCUCGGCGUCGACGUCGUCCUCCUGUGGUGGCGGCGACACACCGCAGACGCCUCGCAAGUGGCCUGGGCCUGACAACAACUCCCAGCCUAGGACCUCGCGCACUCUGCGGCCCGCGGGGCUGGGCGGCGGGGCGGGGCGAGGCGGGGGCGACCCGGCUGCGGCUCACGGUUGGGGCAGCGAGUGUGCGGGGCUGGGCGGGGGGCUAUUUCCGGGGAGAUGGGGGCGGGGGCGUUUCUGAGUCUGUGGCGGUGGGUACGGGCCCUGACUUUCUUCUUCCUUCUCCCCCGCCGUCGCGAGCAGAGGUGGCGGAGCUACCCCUUUCCUCCGUUCCCCCCCUCCACGAGGAGGCUCUUGGCGUGCGCGGCCGGCCCCUCCUCGCUCCUCCCCUUCCCUCUUCGCUCCUCGUCAGUAGGAGGGAGAGCAAUGGGACUAGCUGGUUGGGCCCUAACCUCCACAACCCCUCCUUCUCGCCUAGCUGGUUCGGCUUUUCGCUUCAGCCCCGACGCACGACCGGGAGCGCGCACGCACGUCACGCUCAGCGAAAGCCCAAGAUGAGUGGUGGCGAGGCAAGAGAGGCGGGAACAAAGUUGCCGCGCAGUGGCGUGCUCGCUCCCGCCAGGGACCGGCCGGCCGCACCGGAAGUGGCAUGUUGUAGCAGCCGCUCGACUUCCGGCGAGGGUGGGACUCGGUAUGAAGAAGGGUUAAAGAAAGGAGAGGUUUCGUGCACCGCCCACUGCUGUUGCUUGAGACUCUCCCCGUGGCGGCGCGCGAGUCGUGCCUGUUGCUUGCGUCCAGCGCGCAGUGCCGUUCUGGCUCUCUGCAGACGCCGCACUGCCUGCCUGUUAAGCGAAAGGUCACAGUGAGAGCAAGUAUAUCUGGAGACUGUGAGGGAAAUAAUGCUGUUGGUGGCCUUCUGGGCUGGGCAGUCACCCCGUCGUCUACCUUCAGUCAAGCCCGGGGAGUGGAACGGCUGCGAAAAAAGAGAAGACACCCCGCAAAACAGGGCGGAGAUGGCGUUGAUUUAACUUGUCUCACGUACACCAAAGUUCGAGGCCCCAUCUUUUUUUUUUUUUUUUUUGAGACGGAGUUUCGCUCUUGUUAGCCAGGCUGGAGUGCAAUCUCGGCUCACCGCAACCUCCGCGAGGCCCCAUCUCAUCCUAAAAAACACACUUGAGAAUCAUAGCUCAAGCCUCGGUAACACUGUUUACUUUAAAAUAAAAAAUUUUUAGGCCUUAAAUCAAUAGAGGGAAUAAGUGGAAUGUUAAAAGAACUCCUGAAAAUUCCAUAAUUUAUCAGGGGCCUUGAAAACAAAACAUCUUGUUCGAAUGAUGAGACUGCCCUCUUAGUACUUCACCCACUGUCACCUUAAUAUCCAAACAUCUGAGGUUGCCAAACAUAGCUAUAUGUGACCUCAUGUCUCAUUUCUUGCCUUAGAAUUGCCCUUCAGUUACAGACUGAGCACUCAGCAUAAUUAGAUUAAAAUCUAAAUGGUUUAUUGGCUUGUACAAUGGUUGGAAAGGCAAGCCAAUCCGGCGCAGUGGCACAAGCUUGUAGUCACAGCUACUCCUGAGGCUGGGGCAGGAGGAUCGCUGGAGCUCAAGAGUUCGAGGCUGCAGUGAGCUAUGACGGUGCCACAGCACCCCAGCCUGGGCAGUCCGCAGGGCCCUGCCUCUAAAAAAAGAAAAAGCUAAGCCGUCUGUUCAAUGACUACAUGUAGUCACCCCUUUGAGAAUAUAUUUGUUCAGAUCAUCAGUUGGUUUAGUUCUUAAACACUUCGUAUUUAUCCAUCAUUAAUACCUUAGUGUAAAUUAUUUUAGUCAGCUUGACUUAGUAUCACAGACUGGACUGAUCUAAGAUCAGACUUCACUGGCAGAAUACAAAGGAUGUUUGUUUGCUGAAGGAUAGAGGAGAAGGCAAAGGAAUAGGUAAUAUCUUAAAGUCAGUGCAUUUCCCAGGAGGGCAGGCCUGGGUGGGUCACACCAUGGGACAGGCAUUAGGAAACUGAAUAGAAUACUUUUCUAUUCAGUUUUAGGGGCAGGAUGCCCAAAACAAAUUUCUCGUUAGCAGUAUCAUUGAGUGAAGGUCCUGUAGCCAGCCUCCUAACAGACUGUUUAGCAAGUGGCUUUUUCAGAAACAUGUAGGUUCAACCUAUUCUGUCAUCCUACAUUAAAUGGCCUGGAAUAACAGAACAAAGAGAGCAAAUAAGAGGUUUAGCUUGCAGCUCCCCACAUCUACAACCAGUUCCACUUGAGAAUGUUAUCUUCUAUCAUAUACUUUCAAAGAAAAUUUGAUUAUAGUAAAUGGAUAAUUCCCAUGGGUAAGUGUAUUAAUGGAGUUUAAAAAAAAAAAAAAAAAAGGUAAAUGGAUAGUUCCCAAUCCAAGAUGCAAACAAAAAACAUGUACUAAAAUAUUUUUACUGUGAUUCUACCACCCACAUGUUUCCUCAAAGAGUCUAUCGUUGGUGGGGGAGGGUGAAUGAAGCCUUUUGAACUCUGGAUACCUGCCCAUGUGGCUGGAAACACUAAUAAUUAAUAGGAUUCAAACUCCAAAAAAUGGCAACGACCUUUGAAUUAGAAGCUGUGUCUGUCUAGAAGCAAGCCUGUCUGCUUGCCUGAAUAUUAAAGAGAUGUGAAAUU